Candidula unifasciata is the source of this 1296-nucleotide messenger RNA. The record is from the annotation of a GenBank genome assembly. Lineage: Eukaryota; Metazoa; Mollusca; Gastropoda; Stylommatophora; Geomitridae.
AUGACAGCCAAAAGUAAUAACAGCAACGGGGAAAAUGUGAAGAAGGAAGCUAGGGUGAAUUUCAAUAUAGGAUCUCAAACACAAGCUGAUCACAUUGAGGUCAACAUUCAUGAUCCGAACAAAACGCACAAAAGGAAGAAACAUGGUUAUCAUUUUCUGCCGAAACCGUUCGAGCGGUCAAAUGGAAGUUUGUUUAACCCCAGAUUCGACAGUGAGAUUCUCGAAAACUUUCUCAUCGAAUGCUACUUUCCUCAAGCCAUGAGGUUGUUCCGCUGUAUUGUUUACUAUGUGGCUAUUGCAUCUGCAUGCUGGGCAUUGUUUUUUGGACUCAUUCAGAUUAAUUACCCAACAGACCAUUGGAGGUAUUUUGUCGGCGGUUCUGUUAUAUUGUUUAUUAUAAUGAACGGAUUACUUUUGUUCACUUACACUUCAAUGUUUAAACAGUACUCGAAGAUUGUUAGCUUUCUUUUAGCGUUGAUUUUAGUGAUUGUCGUUCAGUUGCCUUUCGUGUUUCAUAAUCCGGACAUUUCUCCUGUGGGAACAUUUUGUGGUGUAGUGGAGAUUUUAAUUUUAUUAUACUCAUUUCUUCCUCUGAAUUUGUACUUCUCUGUUGGACUGGGUGCCUUCCUGUCUGUGUCUUCUGAAGUGUUUACGGCCCUGAGGUUUCCUCAGAUGUGCGAAGUUGAUUAUAUCGUUUGCAAGCUUCUUUUGCACCUGAUAAUUCAUCUAAUUGGGAUAUUUAUCUACAUCAUGUCGAACACACGCGUGAGAAGCAACUUUUCCAAGAUUGGGCAGUCAGUGUUGGCCCAGGAGGACCUGAUGGUUGAGAAGGAGAUCAAGGAGAAGAUGAUCCACUCCCUGAUGCCUCCGGUUGUUGCCAACUCUGUGAUGGCAACGCAUCCUUCCAAAGACGACGGCGAUGAUGACGAUGAUGAUGAUCCUGAGAAGAAAAAACGCCGGAAAUCUAGACACGUCAAAGGAGAGAUGAUCUUCAGAAAGUUUCAGAUGGAUGAGAUGAAGAACGUCAGUAUCUUGUAUGCAGACAUUGUGGGAUUCACUAAGAUGAGCUCUAACAAAACUGCUGAACGGUUGGUGGGUCUCCUGAAUGACCUCUUUGGGAGGUUUGACAAGCUGUGUAACGCUUCAGGCUGUGAGAAGAUCAGCACCCUGGGUGAUUGCUACUAUUGUGUUUCUGGAUGUCCCAACCCUUGCCCAGAUCAUGCUAAAUGCUGUGUGGAGAUGGGUCUCAGUAUGCUCAUUGCCAUCCAAGCUUUUGACGAGGAUCAUAAUGAAGAG